Hemicordylus capensis (graceful crag lizard) is the source of this 4580-nucleotide messenger RNA. Its product is annotated as IgGFc-binding protein-like. Gene Ontology annotation, molecular function: protein binding. The transcript is spliced from 10 exons. The coding region runs from base 1 to 3963 and encodes 1320 amino acids. The record is from RefSeq and is a predicted model, not a curated record. NCBI's taxonomy places the organism in Eukaryota, Metazoa, Chordata, Lepidosauria, Squamata, Cordylidae.
AUGUCACUGGCACAAGGUCAUCUCAGCCUCACAACAACCUUGCAAGCAAUGGCGGUGCAUAGGAGUCUGUUCCUCUUGGCUAGUUUGGCACUCUUGAGUGGCUCUUGUGUUGCCAGUACCGAUGAUACGGAAUUUGUCACAGCUUUCAUGCAAAACAACCAGCAAAACCAUCCCAAUUCUAAUUUUCGGCUACAUAUCACCGGGCAUCACCCUAAAACUACUGUCGUAGUUACAGUGAACAAGUCUAUGUUCCGGAGGACCAUUCCUCUCCGUGAGGGACAGACAGUGUCGAUUAAGCUGCCAGAAACCAUAGAAAUGAUUGGGUCCAACAUCUUCGAUAGGACUGUGCUGAUCAAAGCUGACAAAAACAUUUCCGUGUCCUAUCACAACCAAAAAGACUUGUCAGCUGGUGCCACUGUAGUGUAUCCAAUCCAGCAGCUGGGCACACAGUAUUCUGUGGUAACCCCACCGGGUGACUUGCCAAACACUUUCAAAGAAUUUGCAAUUGUAGCCCACAAAGAUCCAGCCAGGGUUGAUAUUCAUCUGUCCGGGGCUGUGACAUUCAAAGGGCGGAAUUACCCUGCAGGAGAAAGACUCAUUGCUGACCUUGAACCUUUCCAAGCAAUCCAGCUGCAAAGCUCAGAUGAUUUAUCUGGCACCAAGGUUGAAGCGGACGGACCUGUGGCUGUCUUGAGUGGACACAGCUGCGCUACCACCAACGCAUCUUGCAGCCAUGUUGUUGAACAGCUCCUGCUGCCAGGCUCAUUAUCUUGUCCUGAGAAUAGUCACUACGAGGCCUGUGGAAAUGCCUGCCCAGCAACCUGCUCUGACCGGACGGCACCUUCCACAUGUGACGACACCUGUGCAGAGAUCUGCCAGUGUGACGAGGGCUACGUCCUGAGCGCUGAGAAGUGCGUCCCAGUGGAGACCUGCAACUGCACCUACGACGGCAUGACCUACAAGGCAGGCGAGGAGUUCUGGGCUGGUGAAGGCUGCCAUUCCCGCUGCAUGUGUGACCCCAGACUAGGCACUGUGUGCAAAGAUUAUUCCUGCAAGGCCAAUGAAGCAUGCAUUGUGUUCAGAGGAGUCCGGCAGUGUCGUGCUGUCAGCUACUCCACCUGCAUAGGAACUGGAGACCCUCACUAUACCUCCUUUGAUGGGAGGAAGUAUGACUUCAUGGGCACCUGUGUGUAUCAGAUGGCAGCAGUCUGCUCCGAGGACCCCACUCUCACCCCCUUUUCAGUCAACGUGGAGAACAACAACCGCGGCAGUAAAAAGGUGUCCUUCACCAAAGUGGUGACUCUGGAGGUCUACAACAUGACCAUCAGCCUGAGCCAAGAGUAUCCACAGAAGGUCCAGGUCAACGGGGUUUUUGUGGAGCUUCCAUUCUCCUAUGAAAAUAAACUGAAAGUCUACACCAGUGGAGUCCAUGGCUUCAUCAAAACAGACUUUGACCUGAGAGUCAGCUUUGAUUGGUACAGCUAUGCCAGGGUCAUUAUACCCAACACUUAUGCCAAUGCUGUCUGUGGACUUUGUGGCAAUGCCAAUCAGGAUCCCAGCGAUGACUUUGCCAUGCAGAAUGGAAUUCGGGCAAGGAGUGAGACUGAAUUUGGAGAUAGCUGGAAGGUGAAGGAGGUUCCCGAGUGCUCAGCAGGAUGCACGAGUGACUGCACUGUGUGCCCAGCAUCAGAGAAGCAAAUCUACAGGAGUGACCAGUACUGUGGGAUCCUCAUCAGAAAGGAUGGACCAUUCAGGCAGUGCCAGGAGGCCAUUGACCCAACCAGCUACUACGAUGACUGUGUCUUUGACACCUGCCAGUACAGAGGACACCACGGUACCUUGUGCAGCGCCAUUGGUGCCUAUGUGACAGCCUGCCAAGCAAAAGGCAUCCCGAUUGGGAAAUGGAGAUCAGAGUCCUUCUGCAAACUUCCCUGUCCAUAUGGCUCCCACUAUGACCUCUGCGGAACCGGCUGCCCUGCCACCUGCCAGAGCUCCCCCUCUCCAAAAAGGUGUGAGGCUCCCUGUACUGAAGGCUGCUUCUGUGACCCUGGAUUCAUCCGCAGUGGGUCCCAGUGCGUCCCUCUUGCAGAGUGUGGCUGUGAGCACCAGGGCAGGUACUACAAGAAGGGAGAGGAGUUCUUCCCCAGCAGCUCCUGCGAACAGAAGUGCCAGUGCUUGGGCAAACGCACCAUUGACUGCCAGCCCUUCUCCUGUGAAGCACAUGAAGAGUGCAGGGUGGAGAGUGGUGUCCAAGGCUGCCACCCCAAGGGAUACGGAACAGCUAUUGUCUCUGGUGACCCACAUUAUAUUUCCUUUGAUGGACAACGUUUUACCUUCCAAGGCUCCUGCACUUACACUCUAGCCAAAGUCUGCGGCAAAGAUCCUCGGUUAUUGAACUUCUCCGUGUUGGUGAAGAAUGAGAACAUCGGUGAUGGGCCUGUUUCUGUGGCCAGCAUGGUUGAGGUGUCGGUUCAUGGAUACACGGUCCUCCUUCACAGGGGACGGAAGUGGAAGGCUGUGGUGGAUGGAGAGCUCUACACUUUGCCACUGAACAGAGAGGAUGAGAAACUCUGGAUCACCCAGGAGGGGAACAAUAUCAUCCUCCAGUCAUCCUUUGGCCUCACGGUCCUUUAUGAUACUUCCUCGUACGUCCAUGUGUCUGUCCCCAGCAACUACCAGGGCCAGAUGUGUGGUCUGGGUGGCAACUUCAAUGGUGACAAGAGUGACGAUUUCAGGAUGCCCAAUGGAAACACUGCCAGAAGUGUGGAUGAGUUUGGGGCCUCUUGGAAGGUCCCUAUGGAUGGAGUCAGUUGCUCUGAUAGCUGCGGUGAGCAUUGCCCCACCUGUGAUACAGCCCAGACAGCACCCUUCCGGGCUGAGAGCCUCUGUGGAAUGAUCCAGUCCAAGACAGGCCCAUUCAGAGAAUGUCACUCAUUGGUGAACCCUGCUGAUUACUUUGAGCACUGCCUGUAUGAUAUGUGUGUGGCCAGCUCAAGAACUGAUACCCUCUGUCACAGCCUUCAAGCCUACGUAGCUGCAUGCCAAGCAGCUGGAGCCAGAAUCAAACCCUGGAGGACAAGCGACUUUUGCCCCUUUGCCUGCCCAGCAAAUAGUCACUAUGAGACAUGCACCAUGACUUGUGAAACCACUUGUGCCAGCUUGACCACUCCAGCUCAGUGCACCAAGAAAUGCUUUGAAGGUUGCCAGUGCAGUGAUGGCUAUAUGUUUGAUGGGGAUAUCUGUGUGCCGAUGGACAGAUGUGGUUGUGUGCACAAAGGAGUCUAUCUCAAGGUUGGAGAGAGCAUCUUCUUCAGCAACUGCACAGAGAAAUGCACCUGUGCAGUCUCAGGCAGACUCACCUGUGAGAAAACCAGCUGCCAGUACGGAGAGACCUGCACCCUUAGGGACGGUGUGCAUGGCUGUGUGAGGCAGGAAAGGGAGUGCAGGCUCAGCCCAGGAGCCCAGCUCACCUCCUUUGAUGGGGCUUCCGGAAAGUACUUCUGCAGCGGGAUCUACGACAUGGCCUCUGUUUGUGACGAAAGCACCCUCUUGUGGUUCAGAGUGAUGGUGGGCAUGGGAAAGGACUGUGGCGAUGGUUUGGCAGUCAAGAGGGCCGUCUACGUUUAUUUCCAGGAUGCAUCCAUCAUUGUUAACAUGAACAAAGAUGUAUGGGUAAAUGGGCGCUCAGUAUUUCUCCAGCAAUCAUACACAAAAAAUGCCAUCACUUUAAGGAAGGCUUUGGAUGGGAUCCUGAUUGACCUGGCUUCUCAGGUGCAGGUCCACCUCCAUCUCAAUGGACAGGUGACUGUGAGACUCAAGAAUAGCUUUGCAGAGCAGCUGUGUGCCCCAUGUGGAAAUGCCAACAGAGACCGCUCUGAUGACCUGAAGCUGCCGAGUGGGCAGCCCACAGAUAACUUUGAUGAGGUCCUCCAUGCUUGGAAAGCCAAAGACUUCAAUCUUUAGGAGGUUCCUCUAAGGACAACAGCUGUUCUUCCUGACAAACCAAUACAAGCACUCCAGAUUCACUCAUUCCUUCAGGCCCAUUUUUGGAAGUCUAGUGUGGCAUCAAGCUUGGACUAAGUUAACACCCAAGAAAUCUGCAUUAAUAAAGGACAUGCAUCCUCCACCAAAACGUGGUUCAUCACCAUUAUUACUGCUUCCUCAUCCCACAUUGCAGAAUCUCAGUGUACUGUGCAAUGCAUUGAUGAGGGUCUAUAACAAGGAAUGUGGGAAUUUGCUGGUUCCAGGCCUCCAUUCCCUGACACUUUAAUCCAGGCUUCCCCAAUCUGCGGCCCCCCAGAUGUUGCGGAACUACAACUCCCAGCAUCCCUAGCCACAAUUUAUUGCUUGGAGCUUCUUAUUGCUUGGAGAAAUGGGGAGCGGGCACCUAGCCAUCUAAUUAAUAUUCUGGAUUUUGUCUAAAUUUAAUAUAUUCUGCAUAUGUUCUCACUUUUGGUCAUCUCAUUCUUGUCUAUCUCUGUACUAUGAGGCAUUUCUGUGACGACUGGCUGGAUAACAAAAUAAUCAAAUUCAUUUAACAACUAAUCACUGCAACCCUAAUUAUAGAAUAAUGAUCAAAA